AGGCAGGCGGGCGAAGAAGAACAUGGUCGAUGGAAAUCUACAGAAUGAACUCGAUUUGAUAUUUGGGAGUCUGGUGUGUUAUAAGGUGUCAUUAAGGUGAGCGGCAUCCUGUAAAAAGAGAUUUUCCCCAUCAUGUCGCUGUCAGUGAUAAUAAAGUGGGGAGGACAGGAGUACUCCAUCAGCGCUUUGUCCGAAGACGACACCGUGCUGGACCUGAAACAGUCCAUUAAAUCUCUCACGGGAGUCCUGCCCGAACGCCAGAAACUGCUGGGUUUAAAGAUCAGAGGUAAACCGGCUGACGACGGCACGAAGCUCGGCCUGCUGAAGCUUAAACCCAACACCAAGAUUAUGAUGAUGGGCAGCAGAGAGGAAAGUCUGGAAGACAUCCUGGCUCCUCCUCCUGAAAGCGAUGAUGUCAUCAACGACUUUGACAUCGAAGAGGAGGUGAUCGAGGUGGAAAACCGAGAGGAGAAUCUGGCUAAGAUCGCACGCCGUGUCAAAGAGUACAAGGUGGAGGAGUUAAACCCACCCAGAGAGGGGAAGAGAUUACUCGUGUUAGACGUCGAUUACACGCUGUUCGACCACAAGUCGUGUGCCGAGACGGGGCAAGAGCUCAUGAGGCCGUUCCUCCACGAGUUCCUCGCGUCCGCGUACGAAGACUACGACAUCGUCAUCUGGUCUGCAACAAGCAUGAAGUGGAUCGAUGCCAAAAUGAAGGAGCUGGGUGUGUCGGAUAACUCUAACUACAAGAUCACCUUCAUGCUGGAUAGUGGAGCCAUGAUCACAGUUCACACACCUAAAAGAGGCGUGGUGGAGGUGAAGCCGCUCGGAGUGAUCUGGGGAAAGUACGGCGAGUUUUACAACCGAAAGAACACCAUCAUGUUCGACGACAUCGGGAGGAACUUUCUCAUGAACCCACAAAAUGGACUGAAGAUUAGACCGUUCAUGAAGGCGCACUUAAACCGAGAGAGAGACAAGGAGCUUCUCAAACUGUCUCACUACCUGAAGGAGAUCGCCAAGCUGGACGACUUUUCAGCUCUCAACCACAAGCACUGGGAAAGGUACCUCUCAAAGAAGCAGAGCCAGUGAAGUAGCUGGAGAGUUCAUCCUCAAGAACACGUGAUGCUGGAUACCUGCAAGGUGUCACCAAAUAACUUCCUGCCAUCUCUCUCUCUCUCCCUCUCUCUCUCUCCCUCCCUCUCUCUCCCUCCCUCCCUCCCUCUCUCUGUCUCUCUCUCCCUCCCUCCCUCUCUCUGUCUCUCUCUCUCCCUCCCUCCCUCUGUGUCUCUCUCUCUCUCUCUCUCUCUCUCUCUCUCUCUCUCUCUCUCUCUCUCUCUCUCUCUCUCUCUCUCUCAUGCUCGAACCAUCUCAGAAGGGAAAAGGACUUGAAACACUCACCUUUACAGUUACACAGGUGUGCUGAAUAAACGAGCAGAAACACUCCUCACUCUGAGCCACUGAACAGAACCGUCUCGGAAAAGGGUACAUUUAAUAAAUAAUAAAGUCUUGCUCGGUGCAAGUAGAGUUACUUCCACAAACCCACAAAUAUUCUUUGCACUUGUUCAUAUUUUUGAGAAAAUGUCUCUUAUUAUUGUGACGUUUCUUUUACGUGUUUAAGAAGCGGCGUGUGCUUUUUUUGUGUAAUGGCCUGGGAAAAGCUUUUUACACGGUCACGGGUGACAUUUAAACAUCUCCGACGAAACGGAAAACGUGACAGAAAAUUAAAGAACACGACGAGGAGAAAACGGAAAACACGACGACAAAAAAGACGAGGAGAAAAAAAAAACACAGAAACUCUAAAGCGUGACCACGACAAAACGGAAAACACGGCGACAUCAAAACGGGAAACACCAC
Molecule: messenger RNA, 1854 nt
Organism: Ictalurus furcatus (blue catfish)
Lineage: Eukaryota; Metazoa; Chordata; Actinopteri; Siluriformes; Ictaluridae
Gene: ublcp1
Product: ubiquitin-like domain containing CTD phosphatase 1
Exons: 12
Coding region: 133-1089 (318 amino acids)
Biological process (GO): protein dephosphorylation
Cellular component (GO): nucleus
Molecular function (GO): protein binding; protein serine/threonine phosphatase activity
Source: RefSeq, a predicted model, not a curated record